AUGAAGAACACCAGCAACACAAAGCUGAUCCUUCUCCACCCCUACAUCCAGAAACAAGGAACCUCCAACCGCCUCUGGCUUCUAGCCUUCAUGUCCAUCUUCACACUCGCCUUCCUUCUCACAAUCAUUUACACAAGCGGCUUGUACGCAUACUCAUCAACCACAACAACCACCAUCUCCGCUGCCACAAUAACCACCACAACAACCGCUUCCACCGCCGUCCCCCAGCUCCCCACCACCGUCAUCAACACCCUCCUCUACUACGCCGCCAAAUCCAACGACACAUUCAAAAUGUCGUACGCCGACAUCAAGCCCAUCUCGGACGCCCUCCGGAAAUGCUCAACCCCUUGCAACUUCCUCAUCUUCGGCCUCACCCACGAGACCCUCCUCUGGAAGGCCCUCAACAACAACGGCCGCACCGUCUUCAUCGAUGAAAACCGCUACUUCGCCGCCUACAUGGAGGAGAAGCACCCGGAAAUCGACGCGUACGACGUGCAGUACACAACAAAAUCGAAAGAGCUCAAGGAGCUGGUGGCGGUGGCAAAAGAGCAAAUACGGAACGAGUGCAGGCCGGUGCAGAACCUGCUGUUCUCGGAGUGCAAGCUCGGGAUCAACGACCUGCCGAACCACGUGUACGAGGUUGAUUGGGACAUCAUCCUGGUGGACGGGCCACGUGGCGACUGGCCGGACGCGCCAGGGCGGGUGAUGCCGAUAUUCACGUCGGGGGUGCUGGCGAGGAGCAAAAAGGGCGGGAACGGGAAGACGCACGUGUUCGUGCAUGAUUUUGGCGGGGAGGUGCAGAGGGUUUGCGGGGAGGAGUUUUUGUGCAGGGAGAAUUUGGUGGAGGCGAGUGAGACGCUGGGGCAUUAUGUGGUCGAGAGGAUGGAGGAGAGUAGCUUCCAGUUCUGUCGCAGCCGUCCAUCGUCAAAUUCUUCAUUAUCAGCAGCAUCUUAG
Prunus armeniaca (apricot) is the source of this 954-nucleotide messenger RNA. NCBI's taxonomy places the organism in Eukaryota, Viridiplantae, Streptophyta, Magnoliopsida, Rosales, Rosaceae. The record is from the annotation of a GenBank genome assembly.